Linum tenue is the source of this 4071-nucleotide messenger RNA. NCBI's taxonomy places the organism in Eukaryota, Viridiplantae, Streptophyta, Magnoliopsida, Malpighiales, Linaceae. The record is from the annotation of a GenBank genome assembly.
CCGCAUCCAUCGCCACUCCCCCACUACACUACCAGUACCAGACAUGCGCCAUUAUGAUCUCCUCCGCCUCGUUGCUCAACAUCAUUAAUUGCUCCCUUCCUCCUUUCCAGCCUUCCCCUCCUUUCCCUUUCUUUUUUAAUCUCCCUCCCUCCUAUUCAUAAUUCAUUCAUGCCGAUGAGAAAAAGAAUUCCCACCAAAUUCUCAGUCAUUCCCUCUCCUUCUCUCUUCCAUAACUCCUCUCUUCAAUCCCUCCCUGCCUCCCUCCCUCUACUUUACCGGCGAACCUCGCUCCCUCUCUGGCCUCUCACUUCCCCCCUCUCCUUUUAACGGCUGCUACUUUUCUCAACCUAGGGUGUAAAACCGGUGGAUAGAUCUUGUUGAGUUCUUUCUCCUCUCUUUUGUCUGUUAGAGCUCAGCCAAAUCUCCGUCCUUUCUUCUUCUUCUUCUUUCUUCUCUACUUUGUCCUCUUCUCUUCUUCCUCUUGUCCCUUUGCCCUUCCGUUUCCCCUGCAGUUACGAUUAUUACCCUUUGGUGGAAGGAAAGGAAGUACACCAAACGGCAGCUGGAAACAAACACCAGUCGCCUCUGCCAAACUACACCACCAACGUUAACACAGACAGAAAAACAGAGUAAAGUGGCUUUUUUCCCCUUCCACUCAAUACCUACCAUUUAUUAGUGCUGUUACUACUGCUCUCUCCGUUACUCCCAAACCUCCCCCAUUCCCCUUCCAUGAAGAAGCCCUUGCCCUUCUCUUGACAAGGAUCAACAAAGGGAAGGUAACAACACAAGAUGCUGCUCUGCCUCUGCAUUUCACUGCUACUGCUACUACACUCUGCUCCGGCCGUGCACUCCGCCUACCCGACAUUCAACGACGACGUUCUGGGGUUGAUCGUCUUCAAAGCCGGCCUGAUCGACCCACAAUCCAAGCUCGUCUCCUGGAACGAAGACGACGACACUCCCUGCAACUGGCUCGGCGUCAACUGCGACCCUCUGUCCCAUCGGGUCACUGGUUUGGCCCUCGACGGCUUCUCCCUCUCCGGCCACGUGGGCCGCGGCCUGCUACGCCUCCAGUUCCUUCAAAGUAUCUCCCUUUCCAGCAACAACCUCACCGGCCCGAUCAACCCGGACCUGCCGCGGCUCGGCGGGUUGCGAUUCGUCGACUUCAGCCACAAUAGUCUCUCCGGAUCAGUCCCCGACGGCUUCUUCCAACAAUGCGGGUCUCUGUCUUACGUUUCCUUCGCUGGGAACCAGCUCACCGGUGAGCUCCCUGUUUCGCUGUCUUCCUGCUUGACAUUGACUCAACUCAACUUGUCAUCGAAUCAGCUCUCCGGCGAGUUCCCAUCUGGUCUGUGGAAUUUGAGAAGCCUCCAGUCGCUCGAUUUGUCUUACAAUUACUUCGAGGGAGAGAUUCCUCUAGGGGUUUCCAAUUUGUACGAUCUGAGAUCGAUUAGUUUGAGUAACAACAGAUUCGCCGGUGAGCUUCCCGGUGAUAUUGGGAGCUGCUCGCUCUUGAGGCUCGUCGAUUUCAGCGGCAAUUCUCUCUCCGGCAGGGUGCCCGAGACAUUGCAGAAGCUUAAUUCUUGUACUUACCUUCGAUUAGGAAGCAAUUCGUUCACUGGGUUUGUUCCGGGUUGGAUUGGCGAAUUGAGAAGCCUGGAAAGUUUGGAUCUUUCCGCGAACAGAUUGUCGGGUCGGGUCCCGAACUCAAUUGGAAGCCUCGACCAAUUAAAGGAGCUGAAUCUUUCUACCAACCAGCUCACCGGAGGGCUGCCGGAGUCGAUUUCAAACUGCCCCAAUCUUGUCAGCCUCGAUGUCAGCGGCAAUCGGCUCACAGGUAAUGUUCCUCAGUGGUUAUUUAAGACCGGAUCGGCCCUUCAACAGCUCCAAGUAUUGGAUCUUUCUUCCAAUGUCUUCUCCGGCGAGAUUCCAUCCAACUUAGGCUCUCGUAGCAGCAUUUUGGUAUUGAAUAUGUCCAGAAACCAGCUAUUCGGUCCAAUCCCACCAUCCCUAGGAGCUUUGAAAAUGGCACAAGAAGUCGAUUUGAGCAGCAAUCGACUCAGUGGAAGCAUUCCUUCUGAAAUCGGUGGAGCUACUUCGUUACUUGAACUAAGGCUAAACCACAACUCCCUCACCGGCAACAUCCCAGCUGAUAUCCAGAAAUGCUCCCCUCUCACAUCUCUGAUUUUAUCAGAGAACAAUUUAACCGGUCAAGUCCCAGCAGCCAUGGCGAACCUAAGCAGUCUCCAAUUCGUGGACUUGUCAUCCAACAACUUCACCGGAAGCUUACCGAAAGACCUCACAAACCUCUCCCACUUGCUCUCCUUCAACGUAUCACACAACAGUCUUGAAGGCGAGCUGCCAGUUGGUGGCUUCUUCAACAUCAUUUCCCCUUCCUCCAUCUCCGACAACCCAUCACUCUGUGGCGCCGCCGUCAACCGUUCUUGCCCUUCCGUCCACCCUAAACCCAUCGUCCUAAACCCUAACUCACCCAACUCCUCCCAAUCCCCUUCCGCCGCCGCCUCCAACCUCAGUCACCGGAAAAUCGUUCUAAGCAUCUCCGCCCUCAUCGCAAUCGGCGCCGCCGCUUUCAUAACCCUCGGCGUCAUCGCCGUCACUCUCCUCAACAUCCACGUCAGAUCCUCCAUGUCACGGAACCCUCCAGCUGUCACAUUCUCCGCAGCUGACGACUACAGCUGCUCUCCAUCCACCGACCCGAACUACGGGAAGCUAGUAAUGUUCUCCGGCGACGCCGAUUUCGUCGCCGGCGCUCAAGCAUUGCUCAACAAGGACUGCGAAAUCGGCAGGGGAGGGUUCGGGAUCGUUUACAAAACAUCGCUUCGCGAUGGCCGCUCCGUGGCCAUCAAGAAGCUGACCGUUUCGAGCAUGACCAAAUCGCAGGCCGAUUUCGAGCGAGAAGUGAGGAAUCUCGGCAAAGCUCGACACUUUAAUCUCGUGGCAUUGGAAGGUUACUACUGGACUCCAUCUCUCCACCUUCUGAUCUACGAACACAUAUCGAGUGGAAACCUGUACAAGCAUCUCCACGACGAUUCGAAUUGCCUGACGUGGAGGCAGAGGUUCGGCAUCGUGCUGGGAAUGGCGAGAGGGCUGGCGCAUUUGCAUCAAAUGAAGAUAAUUCAUUACAACCUGAAGUCGAGCAACGUGUUGAUCGACGAAUGCGGCGAGGCGAAAGUGGGCGAUUAUGGGCUGGCGAGGUUGCUGCCGGCGUUGGAUAGGUGUGUUUUGAGCGGCAAGAUACAGAGUGCGUUGGGUUACAUGGCGCCGGAGUUUGCUUGCAAGACGGUGAAGAUAACGGAGAAGUGUGACGUGUAUGGGUUUGGUGUGCUGGUGUUGGAAGUGGUGACGGGGAAGCGGCCCGUGGAGUACAUGGAGGAUGACGUGGUGGUUCUGAGCGAGAUGGUGAGGGGAGCGCUGGAAGAUGGGAGGGUGGAGGAAUGUGUGGAUGAGAAGUUGAAAGGGAAUUUUCCGGCGGAGGAGGCGAUACCGUUGGUGAAGCUCGGGUUGAUUUGUGCUUCUCAGGUGCCGUCGAAUCGGCCGGAUAUGGAAGAGGUGAUCAACAUUUUGGAGCUGAUUCAGUGCCCUGCGGAUGGAGGGCAGGAGGUGGGUUGAAUGAAUGGAUAGAUGGUUUGGUAGAUGAUGAGCUAUUAGUUCUGUCUGGGGAAGAUGAAUCCGGCAUUUCUUAAUUUGUUCCUUGGUUUUGCAUAGUUUUGAAGUAGAAGAAGAGAGAAUACAGCAACAAGAGCAUCAAAGUCGACAUCUUUUUUGUUUCUAAAUUUUGUGGGUAUGUAUGCUAUGGAUGUGUCUCAUAAAAUAUGUUGUUAUGAUUAUCAUGGUGGCAGAAGGGGUUUUGGAAUUGCCGGAUUCCUUUUCACCGGUUGGGAAACAGAGCAGGCUCUGAGCUGAUACAGUUGUUAUGGCAAAUUGGCAAUGCUACAUUUUCUGCUUCUCCUCAUCUUCAAUUGGCAAUUGUAGUUCUCAUAAAAAGAACAUAACAGCAUCAUCAAUCUAACAGCAACAUUGUCACAAACCAAUCAAACUCUCAACAACAAGCAG